Molecule: messenger RNA, 444 nt
Organism: Aureobasidium namibiae CBS 147.97
Lineage: Eukaryota; Fungi; Ascomycota; Dothideomycetes; Dothideales; Saccotheciaceae
Exons: 2
Coding region: 1-444 (147 amino acids)
Source: RefSeq, a predicted model, not a curated record
AUGGCUCCAUCGACUCCUGACCUGUCGACCAAAUAUGCAGUCCUGCAGUUGAGUGUCAUAUCUUCGAGCAGCAUAUCCAAUCGGACCACGUCUCUGAUCAACCACAUCAAAUCAAUACCAGCCGACAACAAACCUGCUCUUGUCGCUCUCCAUGCCAAAGCUGCUGUGGCCAACAAACUCAUCAGCAUUGUCGAAAUUGCAAAAAGAGAGCUGAAAGACAAUGAUCAAAAAGUCUAUCAAUAUAAUAUUCUUGGCUCUGAGCUCAUUCAGUCUACGCCUGCCCCCAAGGACGCUGUUGACCAAGAUGCCAUGAGCGACAACGAGCCCGCGUUUGAAAAGACUGAAGGGAAACAUGCCGUUCGAAACGUGCCUACCAUGACUAUCUAUCUGAGUCUUGCCUCCGUCAAGGAACUCAAGCAAGCUUAUGGCGAGCAGAUCAACUAA